Molecule: messenger RNA, 650 nt
Organism: Phytophthora infestans T30-4
Lineage: Eukaryota; Oomycota; Peronosporomycetes; Peronosporales; Peronosporaceae
Exons: 1
Coding region: 15-650 (211 amino acids)
Source: RefSeq, a predicted model, not a curated record
CGCUUAAGUCGACCAUGGGGAAGACCGCCAUCACCAACACUCUCGCAGAACAGGAGCUCACCAAACUGCAGGCGCAACUGCACCAAAGUGCACACGACACUUGGACCUAUCUGGAGGCUCUCAAGCAUAACCUCACCGAGUUUGAUCACAAGCACCAUCUGCACACGUCGAGCUCGGCUGCAUCGUUCUUCUACGAUGGCCUCGACCACGCCAGGGACGUUGUAAAGGAUCUCAAACACUCGGCGGACCAUAUCCAUAAGGAUGCUGGCGUGAACGAAGUCAACGCUGCUCGAAGAGCCAUGGAGCAGACAUUCAAUGCACUGGCAGACCUGCACAAGGUAGCCAAUGCGUACGAUACAGAACACCCAACUCCCAACAAACACAGCGACAAGAAACCAACGAUCUCCGACAAGGUCGAGUGGCUCGUGAGCACGACUCGCGAUGCCAAGUUCAGUGGAUUUGCACCUCUGCAGCGCCAGAUCAUUGAAGUGCAGGUUGCUCUUGGUAUCAUCGAGAGACCCUCGAUCGCCGCUCGUGCUAAGGAGGCUGUGCAUCACAUGGCUGAUAAGAUCGAUAGUAAAUUUGGCAAGAAGGGGACAAGUCCGAAGGCGGAGGUUGAGCAACACGCGGUAUCUUCUCACAGUGCAUAA